AUGGAGUCAUCUGCCUCGUCACCUGGCGUCAUUGCUCGCGAGAAGUUAAAGAUCUUUCAAAUCUUCCGUGACGUUGGACCCGAAGGAGAGGACAUUUUGAAGACUGCAAAAUUGGUACAUGUUGCCGACAAGAGGGAAGCCUUCGUCGUCACCAUGGAGGAUGAAACUUAUUCCUUCGUCCGUACCCGGUUGGUCCCCAGUGUGUGCAAAAUUGCGAAAAUUCCGCAACUGUGCGGUCUCCGUGUCAAAGAAUUUGCGGUUGGAAUGAUUGAGCUCGCCAUAACGGAAGAUGGAUUCCUCUAUUCGUGGAUUAUCAGUGAUCCCGACGUGUUCUAUUUUGAGCCUACUACUUCCGAUUUCGCACUAUUAGGCCGCCUGAAACCUGCCGAUAAAGUUGCCGAAUCGAACCUCGUGGUGACCCCGCAUCGUGUCCUAGGUUCUUUAGCGGGGAAGAAGGUACACCAAGUGGCGUUAUCGUACAAGCGCAUCAUGGCGUUGACCUGGGGUGGGGAGGUGCAUCAGUGGGGUGGGAGGACCCCUCUCUGGACGCCAACCUUGGUUCCAAAGCAACACUUUCAUUACCAGCAAGUCAUCUCGAUUACCUGCAGUGACGAUGUGUCUGUCGCUCUUACGUCAAAUGGAGAGUUAUUUCAAUGGGAACUGGACAACGAGGUACCGCAAAAAAUUGAUGUGGACCCCACACCAUUUAAAAAGAUAACAGCCGGCAAGGAUCUCAUUUUUGCCCUGACCGUGAACGGAGCGCUGUACUCGGCAAGAUUACCAACGGGAACGAAGCCCAUAUGGUCGACGGCCUUCGAGGGGGAAGAAUUGCAAGAUGUUUUUGCAACCUGUUGGACAAGUGGGAUGGUUAUUUUCGAGUUGAAAAAUUGCAUCCGCUUUGCAUUUCUAUACCAUGAAGCUUCUUAUCCUGAUCUGUCCUCAUUUUCGCAAAGCGGUACCUCAAUCGAUGAGUAUUUUGCGGGAAUUAAUCAAGCAACUUAUCGCACUGUGUGUGCAGAAACGCAACUUAAACCGGGCACCGUGGCUGACCACAUUGGCAACUUGUGGGCGAGCAAGGAAAAUUCGGACGUGACAUUUUCCUUGGAAGGGAAAACCAUCUCUGCGCACAAGUGUAUUCUUGCCUGCCGAAGUGAAUAUUUCGCAAAAAUGUUUAACCACGAUUGGAAGGAGGUUCAAGGAUCCGUGAUUGAGAUCAAAGAUAUCAAGUACGGAAUAUUUGAGGCUUUUCUUUUCUACAUUUACAAUGACGAGGUCACAUUCGGGGCGAGUACGAGAAUAUUUUUGACCUCAUGCAGUUAGCGGACUCGUAUUGCGACCUCAAGAUCCGGCAGGACUGUGAGAAAAUUCUGAUUCGGAAUAUCAACGAGGAAAAUGCUUUCUUCCUGGUUCGCAACUCGUCCCUAGCUAACGCUUCGGAUUUGGAGAGGAAUGUCGUAAACUUUAUCUUGGACAAGCGACUCCUCGACGUUUAUUCGUCAUCGCAAGAAAUAAUCGACUUGUUGGGAAUGGAAACAUUCCAUAAAAUCUCGAUGGCCUCACUUCAUCGAGUGUAAAAAGUAAGAACAAAAAAUAUAACGAAAUAUUUGGUCAUAAUUUAUAUAAGCGUGAACUAGGUAAAACCACUUUGGAAACUGAAAGAUAACAUUGGACCCACAUUUUUGUAGUACAAAAUAAUCUUAACUUUCAUACUAAAUUUUUGAAGUUAUUUUCUUGCAUAGUUUUGUAACUUUGGUAAAAUUGUACUCCUUUCGUUCUUUUGAUUGAUUAAGCAUGUAAAUUGUAUGUAGGUUGCCAGUGUUUCAAAUACAAAGAAAUUCUGCUAUCCCAAGUG
Folsomia candida is the source of this 1852-nucleotide messenger RNA. RefSeq names its product RCC1 and BTB domain-containing protein 1. Gene Ontology annotation, cellular component: cytoplasm. Gene Ontology annotation, biological process: regulation of proteolysis; proteasome-mediated ubiquitin-dependent protein catabolic process. The transcript is spliced from 8 exons. The coding region runs from base 1 to 1320 and encodes 439 amino acids. Gene Ontology annotation, molecular function: ubiquitin protein ligase binding. The record is from RefSeq and is a predicted model, not a curated record. NCBI's taxonomy places the organism in Eukaryota, Metazoa, Arthropoda, Collembola, Entomobryomorpha, Isotomidae.